UAUCUGUCGAUAACUCGUAAACAAUCAGCCGUCUUCUCAUUCGAACAUCGGUCCAUCCAAGAUGCAGCUCCCAUCAUUCGCUGCCGCCAGCACCUUGGUGCUCUUCGCCCUCGUCAAAACUUCUCUUGCUUGCGACGGCUACAUCCACUGCCACUGCUACAACAGCGAUGGCAAACCCAACGACGCGGCAACGCAGACGGUCUGCAACCGCUACGCCGCCGGAAACACGCAGAUGAUCGACGCAAACCAAUGGUCUGACGGAGCCAAAGAGUGUAAAUACAUCGGAAAGGACGGCGAACGACGCGGAAAGUACUGGCAUCCCUUUGGCUUGGGCAACUGCGACUGGCGUGUCAUGUGCGGUGAGGCCGGAGCCACUGGCUCAGACUCCAGCUGCAGAGACACGCCUCCUGUGGGCCCCAAGAGUUAUGGUGCCGGCGUCAUUAUCGUUGGUCACAACUGAUUCCUUGGACGGGCUUGAUUUGGGUAAUCAUUCAUUCGAUAUUGGAGGGGAAAAAAGGGGGAGGGGGGACAAGGGCUAUUCAGCCGUGUAAUUGGGACUUCUGAGGUGGUUCAUACUUCACGAGUCGUGAGUGAGGCUAGCAGGGGAAAAUU
Molecule: messenger RNA, 612 nt
Organism: Colletotrichum destructivum
Lineage: Eukaryota; Fungi; Ascomycota; Sordariomycetes; Glomerellales; Glomerellaceae
Exons: 1
Coding region: 62-460 (132 amino acids)
Source: RefSeq, a predicted model, not a curated record